GUACUCAGUUGUCCUUGGAUAUGGAUUCCUCGGUAGUUGGGGUAAGUAGUGCUGGUGGAGGGAGUGCUAAUGGUCUCUCUUACGAAAGCAAAGGACUGGGUAAAGUAGAGCACACGAGGCGAGCACUCUCUGACGGAGAAUUAUUGCAACAGCAGCAAGAUGAGUGCUGCAACAGGAGAGCUGCAGUGAUAAGAGAGAGAAGGAAAUACUGGAGAUCUAGGAUAAGACUGAGACCAAGAAAGAUAGUAGUACUAGGAGAUAUGAACACGGGAAAGAGCUCACUGGUCUCAAGUUACACCAAAGACCAGUUUCAUGAAACAUACAGCCCAACAAUACUGAGGACUGUCUGCACUGAUGCUAAAGUCAAGAUGAACACUGUGGAACAGAAACUGGACAUUAUUAUUAUUGAUACUCCUGGACGCAAAGACUACAAACCGAUAAGACUAUGCACAUACAAGAAAGUUGAUCUGAUACUACUGGUGUUUGCAUUGGAUGAGCCAGAGACGCUUGAUCAAGCAUGUAAUUACUGGAUGAGUGAAAUAAACGAAUCCUUCCAUCGAAGCAUACCGAUCAUACUUGUGGGUACUAAGCAAGACACCAGGGAUGAAAUAUGCACCAAUUUAUGUAGCUGUGAUCUCUGCUCCACUUCAUUUCGUUACUCCUGUUGGAAUAUAGCUGCAACAACUAGUACAGAGCAUGCUACUGAAGAUAUAGUAGUUACAUGCGAACAAGGACAGAGAGCUGCUGACAUGAUUGGAGCAAAUGCUUAUAUCGAAACGUCAGCAAAAUAUCGUGUUGGGAUCAGAGAAGUGUUUGAGAAAGGAAGUAACAUAGCCAUCAGGAGAAAUAGGAGGAAAAGAAAGAUAAGAGGACAAGGGAUUGAAGGAAGUUGUGUGAUACUUUGAACUGUUUUUUUAUAAUUCAUGUUGCAUAUUUUAAGUUAUAUCAAUUUUCAAUUUCACAUUAUAUACCAUACAACUUUUAAAUAACAA
This is a messenger RNA of Amphimedon queenslandica, 992 nucleotides long. Its product is annotated as ras-like GTP-binding protein rhoA. The record is from RefSeq and is a predicted model, not a curated record. NCBI's taxonomy places the organism in Eukaryota, Metazoa, Porifera, Demospongiae, Haplosclerida, Niphatidae. Gene Ontology annotation, molecular function: GTP binding; GTPase activity. The coding region runs from base 21 to 905 and encodes 294 amino acids. The transcript has a single exon. Gene Ontology annotation, biological process: small GTPase-mediated signal transduction.